AUGCAACGAUUCGCCCGUUUACUCAGCGAAGAGGAAAAACCAAUCACCCAUGAUCCAUUGAUUCACAAAGGCCUGCAGCAACAAGUGGACCGGGUCAAGGACGGACAUGCAAGGUUGCUAGCAGGAGAAAGACUGGUAGAGGCAGGCUCCUCAGCAGACGAAAUAUGCCUUGUGGACGUGGCCGGCGGUUCGGAUGGUACAUGGUAUUGGGACCGAUAUCCAGGCCUACAAGGUGAUGUGAGGGGCUACAUUUACAAGCCUUUCCUCAAGGAAAUAAGAUUCAAACUCCUGCAGAACUCAACGGCAAGCGAGUCGGCAUCAUGGUUAAGUCGGCAACAGCUAUCUAAGUCAUGCCACAAGUUGCAUGUUGGACCGAAUCCCUGUACGCAUUCCAGCGCACACCCUCGUAUUGCGCGUCGCCAGCAUGCUACAGAUGACGAAAAGUGGGCGAGCUUGGUCGCAACAGGCCCUGGCUGGCAGCUUGCUCGCCAACUCAACUUCGAUGCUCUCUUUAACGGUGAAGAAUACUUGGCAGACCAUCCCGAUCUGGUCACCGAUGACUGGACUCAGAUGGCGCGCGGCUUUUUGGGCUUCAUCGGGGGGGCCACGUCACAAGAGCGCACGCAUGCUUUGUAUGAGUUAGAAACGCCGCUGGCGGAGCAUGCAUGGGCACGGGUAGAAGAGACCGUAGUGAAGGAUGCGGCCACGGUGGAGCAAUCAAAUACGUACAGCCGUUUUACAUCAUGUGGUGUAAAAGACCCACCUUUCAAGAUGAGUACCUGUCUACUUUCAACCAGUCGCAUGCCACGCUUGUGGACACGGAUGACAAGGGCAUCGAGCGGUGUACAUCAUCGCGGGGGGAUAGUCGCUAAGGGAGUGGAGUACGAGCUUAACGUGCUGAUUCUUGCCACGGGCUUCCUGCUGGCAUUAGGGGAAAACGCAGCGCCUGCUAAGCUCUUUGGUAUACCUGCCGCGGGCUGUAGCGGCCGCUAUCUCAAAGACAAACAUGGGUACCUGCAUGGCAUCGCUACGAACAGCCUCCCCAACGUUAUCUAUCUUGGUCUCGGUGGUAGAUCGGGCUCACUAGAUCUCACUGUAGUUUUUGAUUUAGAAUCCAGGCACAUCGCCAAUGUUUUGAAAUAG
Bipolaris maydis ATCC 48331 is the source of this 1143-nucleotide messenger RNA. Lineage: Eukaryota; Fungi; Ascomycota; Dothideomycetes; Pleosporales; Pleosporaceae. The record is from RefSeq and is a predicted model, not a curated record.